AUGUCAAUUGAAAAUAUUUUUCAAUCCUGGUUGAUUCCAUUUGAUAUUCUUAAUCUGAUAUGUCUCGUUUUGGUUAUUAUACUUGCAUUAAUAUUUUUAUUUCUUAUUAUAUUUAAUAAAACAUGUCAUACAGUUCCAAUGAUACUUGUAGCGAAUUCAUGUUCAGCUGAACUUAUAUUCGCAGGUAGUAUUUUUUCGAUGGCAAUAUUUACAUUAACAAAUGACCUUCUACGACGAGAAUAUAAUGAUUCGUUUUGCAUUUUUCGAGGUUAUGCUAUUUAUGUUGGCUGUUACGCACAGAAUUAUUCUUAUUUCUUACAAGCAAUCUACCGGUAUACAACGGUUGUUUACCCAGCUCGUUUAUUUUGGCGAUCAGCAAAAUUUCAAUUAUUUCUCAUCAGUUUAAUGUGGAUGUCUGCUGUUAUAUCUGUUUUGCCGCAUAUAUUUUACAAGAAAUUUUUAUAUCUUAUUGAUGAUCAAAUGUGUGAAAUGCCAUCUGAACUUUCUUUUGUACCAAUUUAUAAUGUAACUUGGUUUUUUAUAAUACCCGUGAAUAGUAUUAUAUUUAUUUAUUUUAAAUUAGUUCGAUAUGUUAAAGAAAUGAAUAAACAUGUAAUGCUAGUGAAUACUUUAAUUCGUGCAGAAAGAGAAUUAAAAAUGGUAUAUCGAAUAGUUAUACUUGUAACAUUUCUGGCAAUACUUGGUAUACCUUAUGCGACUUUUACAAUUAUGGGAUUUUUUACUUCGCCGCCAAAAUAUCAUUUUCGUAUUGCAUAUAUAUUUGUCAAUAUAUCGCUGACUACAAUCAUUACAUUUCAUAAUGACCUUAAACAAUUUUAUUCUCAAGAUUCAUUCUGUAUGGUUCGAACUUUUAUUAGUUAUGUUAUUUCUGCUGAAUUAUUUUAUUCUUAUUUGUUACAAGCAAUUUAUCGAACUCGAUUAUUUUGGCAAUCAGCACAAUUUCAAUUUUUUCUCAUCAGUUUAACUUGGAUUUGUGCUUUUCUUCAUGCUACUCCACAUAUAUUCACCGGUCAAUAG
Adineta steineri is the source of this 1038-nucleotide messenger RNA. NCBI's taxonomy places the organism in Eukaryota, Metazoa, Rotifera, Eurotatoria, Adinetida, Adinetidae. The record is from the annotation of a GenBank genome assembly.